Molecule: messenger RNA, 2459 nt
Organism: Oncorhynchus nerka (sockeye salmon)
Lineage: Eukaryota; Metazoa; Chordata; Actinopteri; Salmoniformes; Salmonidae
Product: cyclic GMP-AMP phosphodiesterase SMPDL3A-like
Exons: 8
Coding region: 233-1564 (443 amino acids)
Biological process (GO): sphingomyelin catabolic process
Molecular function (GO): sphingomyelin phosphodiesterase activity
Source: RefSeq, a predicted model, not a curated record
AAAGGGAAUUACGUUCAAUUUACGCGCGUUUAACUCGGGGUCAGAAUUCCCCACAUGUGCUCUCUUGACUCGCUUUGGAAUUUAUCACGUGACCGUACUGUUCGUUUCAGACCUGGGCAAAGCAGUCACAUGAGCGCCGUACUUCCCGUUUGUAUCAGCUGAGAAAACGUCAAUGAUAUAUCCAAACAACUGCAAUUUGUCUCACUGUUUUUUGUUUGUUUAAUGUGACAAUAUGGGGGUCGUGUCCAAUCUUCUAUUUGGGCUGCUGUCCAACGUGCUGCUGAUUUACGCGGCGCCUCUUUCACCUGUAAAUAACAUUCACCUGCCAAGCAUAGGGAGAUUCUGGCACAUCUCUGAUCUGCAUUUGGACCCCACGUACCAUGUGACUGAUGACCACACCAAAGUGUGUUUCUCCUCUAAGGGUGUCCCAGCCUCAAACCCUGGUCUGUUUGGAGAUUUCAUGUGUGAUUCUCCCUACCAGCUCAUCCUGUCAGCCUUUCAGCACAUGAAACAAGUGGCACCACAGCCAGAGUUUAUGCUCUGGACAGGAGACAGCCCUCCACAUGUCCCUGCAGGGGAGCUGUCCACAGACGUGGUAAUCCAAGUCAUCAGCAACAUGACUCAAACCAUCAGGGAGUUCUUUCCAGACAUGCUAGUGUACCCCGCCCUUGGGAAUCAUGACUACUGGCCACAGGAUCAACUUCCAACGUCCACUAAUGAUAUUUACCAGGCUGCAGCCAAACUGUGGGAGCCUUGGUUAAAGCCAGAAGCCCUUGUAACUCUCAGAGAAGGUGGAUUUUACUCUCAGAUGGUGCUGCCCAAGCUGCGACUGAUAAGCUUGAACACUAUCCUAUACUAUAGCCCUAAUAAAGUGACAGUGAAUAUGAGUGACCCGGCUGGACAGUUCCGGUGGCUGCAGGACACCCUGGAAGCAUCUGCUCAGAGCAUGGAGAAGGUCAUUGUAAUUGCUCAUGUUCCAGUGGGUUACUUGCCCUUUGCCAGGAACACCACCGCCGUCAGAGAAGCCUACAAUGAGAGACUUGUGAAGAUCUUUCGUGACUACAGUGACAUCAUCUCAGGGCAUUUCUAUGGCCACACUCACAGAGACAGCAUAAUGGUCUUGCAGGACCAACAAGGGGAACCGGUUAAUUCCCUGUUUGUCACACCGGCUGUUACUCCAAUCAAGAGUGCAGAAGAGCCAUACUCCAACAACCCAGCCUUCCGCAUGUACCACUAUGACCCGCAGGACUACAGGCUGCUGGAUAUUUGGCAGUACUACUUGAAUCUCACCGAAGCCAACCAAGAAAAAAGAUCUGACUGGAAACUUGAAUAUGUAAUGACUGAAGCGUUUGGAUUAAAGGACAUUCAACCACACAGCCUGUUUAAACUUGUCUUGAGUUUUGAAAUGCAGCAAAGCAAAGCAUUUCAAAAGUAUUUUAGCCAUUUUAUGGUGAGCUAUGAUGAUACCAUUGUGUGUGAUGGGGCCUGCAAGCUGACUCAGGUCUGUGCGGUGCAGUCCUUAGAACGUGCCUCCUAUUCCAAAUGUAUUGAAAAGGGACAUUAAAACAAUUCUCUUCUUUUUUUUGUGUGAGUUCAUCUGAAAAUUCAGGGAUUUUAUACGUGUAGAGAUAUUUCUUAUGUUUUCACAUGACCAUGGAAUGUAAAUGUAUUUUUUGUAAUACUCUCAAUUGAAUAAUUACAAAUCAAAUCAAAGUUUAUUUGUCACGUGCACCAAAUACAACAGCUGUAGACCUUACAGUGAAAUGCUUACUUACAGGCUCCAACCAAUAGUGCAAAAAAGGUGAACAAUAGGUAAGUAAAGAAAUAAAACAACAGUAAAAAGACAGGCUAUAUACAGUAGUGAGGCUAUAAAAGUAGCAAGGCUACAUACAGACACUGGUUAGUCAGGCUGAUUGAGGUAGUAGGUAGAUAUGGUUGAAGUGACUAUGCAUAUAUGAUGAACAGAGAGUAGCAGUAGCGUAAAAGAGGGGUUGGUGGGUAGCGGGACACAAUGCAGAUAGCCCGGUUAGCCAAUGUGCGGGAGCACUGGUUGAUCGGCCCAAUUGAGGUAGUAUGUACAUGAAUGUUAGUUAAAGUGACUAUGCAUAUGAUAAACAGAGUAGCAGCAGUGUAAAAAGAGGGGUUGGGGGGGGCACACAAUGCAAAUAGUCCGGGUAGCCAUUUGAUUAACUGUUCAGGAGUCUUAUGGCUUGGGGGUAAAAACUGUUGAGAAGCCUUUUUGUCCUAGACUUGGCACUCCUGUACCGCUUGCCAUGCGGUAGUAGAGAGAACAGUCUAUGGCUGGAGUCUUUGACAAUUUUGAAGCAAAUCUGAAGUCGAAAUAUGUAUAUGAUACCUUGAAAUGUUGAUGAUUAUAUAAUUGCAAAAGGCAAGAUAUUUUGACAAACUUUCUCUCUGUGAAAUGUUAUAAUCAAAGGGAAAUAAAUAACUAACUCCUA